ACCCGCGCACACUAAAAUAAUCAUUCCUCUUGCAACACUUCUGACACUUUUUAUACAAAAAGAUAAUCUGCCGUUAGAAAAAUGUAUUUUGAAGGGACCCCACCCCCUGCUAGCAGUUUUUUCCGUUUUGAAAAAAUAGAAGGAGGAAUAUGGUUUGGACUUAAGGAUUCAAUAGUUUCAAAAGAUUAUUGUCAAUAUGGCAUGGAGUGGACCGACCCCAAUAAAAUCCUCACUGACGAUAGGUCAAUUGCAUUCACUUCACGUUUUCAAAGCACAAGACGUUUUCAAAGCAGCCUCAGGUGUCCAAACCAAAUCGACAAAAGAAUCGUCCCCCGAUUCAAGGGAACUUUGCAACGGAUGUAGUCUUCGUGACUUGUUUUUACAACUCUGGACAAUGAGACCUUUUCAUCUCUAUAUUUAUACGUCGUCCUUUCAGGAAGCGUGUUGGGUGAAGUUUGCCCUAAAGGACUUGUUUGACGCAUUUGGGGUCAUCAUGCCUAGUGAAUGUGUGAAGCUCAUUCUCCCUCAUGCCGAUCAAUUGUUGGAACAUUUAUCAACUGUACCGGAACUGGCUAAUUUAAUGCCUGAAGCAACUCGCCGUCUGAAGGGGAAACCAAUGUCCCAAUUAUUGAGGCGAAAAAUGUUCCGUGAAUUAGUCACAAAAUACUCAAUGUUGACGGAAGAAGAGAAUAUUUCUGAAACAGUACCUGCACGGUCGGUCAUGAUGGAAAUAAGUGAACAGAAAGUUUACAACAGAGUCGGGAAAGGAAAUUUGGCCCCCACAACACUAAAUAAUCAAAUAUCAGACUGGCUUCUUCAGAAAUACGAGUACGUUGACGACCGAGAGAAAUGGAUUCGAAAAUCAGUUGUACAUGAAGAAUAUGUUAAUCAAUUUCCACAUCCAGAUCCAGAAAAAAUAUUGGCUCAACAUCGUUUAGGCGACAUUUUCAUGUCAAAUUUUCCUCUCACAUCCACCAGAAGAAUUGGCACCUAUCCUAACAAUGUUGCCGUGUAUGCAAACAUUCGACGCAAGAUUCCCGAGUCUCAAGAAAACAUGACAAUGGGUACUAUAGUUGAAAAGGAAGACAAAAGUGAACCCGUAGAAAUUCGUGUCAUGGUCUCAUUUGAAAUACUUGAUUCUAUUGUUGAAGUAGGAAAGAAUGUGAUACAAAAAAUCUCAGAUAACUGCGACGUCAAGAUUACAAUCCCGAAAUCCAAACAGAAAUGUAACCGUGUUCAGCUCGAAGGAGAUAAGGUCAUGGUUGAAAAGGCAAAAAAAUUGUUCUUAGAUUUAGUCAAGAUUGUUGAGCAACUUAAUAUGUAGUGACAAUUUAAACACGUUUUUAUGAAUUAUAACUUAACUGUGUCGACAAAUAAAAUUUUAUAAUCAUUCGAAUAUAAAAAAAAU
Folsomia candida is the source of this 1408-nucleotide messenger RNA. RefSeq lists its product as uncharacterized. The record is from RefSeq and is a predicted model, not a curated record. Gene Ontology annotation, molecular function: RNA binding. The transcript has 4 exons. The coding region runs from base 197 to 1324 and encodes 375 amino acids. Lineage: Eukaryota; Metazoa; Arthropoda; Collembola; Entomobryomorpha; Isotomidae.